Messenger RNA from Paraphaeosphaeria sporulosa, 1092 nucleotides. RefSeq lists its product as uncharacterized. The transcript has 6 exons. The record is from RefSeq and is a predicted model, not a curated record. NCBI's taxonomy places the organism in Eukaryota, Fungi, Ascomycota, Dothideomycetes, Pleosporales, Didymosphaeriaceae. Bases 1 to 1092 code for a protein of 363 amino acids.
AUGAAUCCUGAUGAUGAGAUUUCGAGAAUGGAAAGAGGAGAAGCCGGAACCAGCUUCUCGACUGCAGCAACUGAAACUUCGGAAAAGUCCUACGAAAACGCCUCUACGAGCAAGACAUUGAGCUUCCACUCUCCGAAUGCCCGACGUAAAAACUUGCGUACUCCUCGAUGGAUCAGGACCGCUCGAACGAGGCUGAGGAAAGGUUGGAACGGUCCUAGUCGACAGGCUUCAAAUCCUCCUCAAAAUGUCUCAAAUCCUACAAUCAGAACGCUCUCUGCAAGCCCUCAGGGGUACCCAAGGCUAGCCGCAUUUCUUGAUAGUGAUGAGAGCUUCAUGAUUUAUCGAAGAUUUGGGUUUAUACAGUCUCGUCUUAUUCUUGAUAAACAGGAUGAACUGCGCGAGCUCGAAAAGAGGUUGGACAAAUUGGACCGUGUCGAAGCGAAGAUCGAUGAGAGAUGGCCAAGGACUAGAGAUCUUCCAGAUGAACACUUAGAGCGAAGGACGGAGCUUCUGAAAGAGGUCGAGGAAACGUUCUGCUCUUAUGUGAAUCUUCUCAAUGCAGCCCGGAAGAUGGUCGCAAUGAAUCACCCUUCCAAAGUAGACUACAACAGCGUGCGAAAUUGGAUGCGCCUUCGUAACCCGCUCAUGGAGCGCGAGGCUUCCUGGAUCGACCAUGAAGAGGACAUGGUAACUUUGCGUGCAGGCCGCGAACAUGCUUGGCUAGACUCUAGCAUUGAAACAUUUCUACGAUGGUUUCAUUGCCCCCUUCUUGAGCAAGUCUUCGGAGAUGAGCGAUCUCGCACCAAGUCCUCCGGCACGAAGUCACCCGGCACGAAAUCCUCCGAUAUCGAAGUAUACUAUUCCAGACAGCAAGUUACUCGUCUUGCGAACUGUAUCAUCACCGCGAUGAUUUUAAUCCUUCUCAUCGUUCCAAUCUAUAUUCUCUAUCAUCUCAUCAACGAUGUCAAGACAGAUAAAGCGUAUGCAAUAUGUAUAGGUGUUCUUGUCGUCGCGACUUUAGCAUUUUCAGCAGUGCUGUCACUCUUCACGAAGGCCAAACGCCAUGAAAUCCUAGCCGCAGCCGCCGCGUAA